AAGUCAGUCAGCUUGGAAGUUGUGGCGGUGAUGGAAUAGUCUUAGUUCGAUGUCAAGCGCAGCACGUCGCCUGGCUCUACCAGCGCGUUGACCACGAAUCGCGACUUUAAAUUUCUCAAAUCACCUAUAAAAUUGUUUUAACAAAUCUUCAUUUUAUUAGAAAGGCUCUGUGUUUCCAUGUCUAUGUGAAAUCCGUGCCGAGUUUCUUCAUCGGUGGUAUUUCGAGUGAAGGGAUUGACCGGUAUAUCGCAAUACUGGUAGUUGUUAAUACUUGCUGGUUUGCUUGGUUCUCAGCAUCACAAAAGUGUAUGGUUAUCUCUAAUAAUAAAAGUAUAAAGUGCACAAAAUGGGUUUACAAUACAAUGAAAAUGGCACCCCUUACGUUGUGUGGGGUGGACAUAAAAUUGAAUUAGAGACCGAUCCUAUUACUGAAGAUUUUUAUGCAGAAAAAGCGGAAAAAGAACUCAGAGAAACCCCAGAAAAUGUUGAAAAAGGCAUACGAGAACUGCGUGAGCUUUUAAAAGGUGAAACAAAUCUAGUUAUACCAUUGGAAAGUGACGAGUUUCUUAUGAAGUUUUUGCGACCGUGCAAGUUUUAUGCAGAAAGCGCUUUUAAAAGGAUACAAGCAUACUACAAGUUUAGAUUGGCGCAUGAAGCACACUGCUGUGACUUGCGGCCCAGCGUUGUGAGGGCAGCUUUUGACCACUCAGUCGUAUCUAUACUGUCACCGAGGGACCGAAAUGGCCGACGUAUAAUGCUUGUGGAAUGUGGCGAAGGAUGGAAACCACGGGAGGUUCCUUUAGCAGAGGUGUUCCGUGGCGUCCAACUGGGCUUGGAGUCAGCUAUGGUGGAGCCCCGUACCCAGGUUUGUGGGGUGAACGUUAUCCUGGACAUGAAAGGGCUCUCAUUUUCACAUAUAAUGCAAUUCACGCCUUCCUUCGCGAAAAUGGUUGUCGACUGGAUUCAGGAUUGUAUCCCAAUUCGGUUAAAAGGAGUGCAUGUCGUCAAUCAACCUUACAUUUUCAACAUGCUGUUUGCUAUUUUUAAACCAUUCCUAAGAGAAAAGCUGCGCUCAAGAAUCCACUUCCAUGGAACCAAUAUGGAUUCUUUACAUAAGCAUGUGGAUGGCGUGGCACUUAUGCAAAGGUUUGGAGGUAGCCUGCCUAAUAACGAGAUCACUGGUGAAAUGAUGUGGAAGAUGCUGUGUUAUUAUGAAGAGAAUUUUAAAGUUGCAAACACACAUGGGUAUCUCAGCAACAACAAUAAAUGAACUCUGAAAUCUCUUAUGCUCAUUUACAAUGUGGACUAUACUAUGUAAAUAAUGUUACUGGUUAAUAUUCCAACGACAUUUAUACGUAUUCAUCAAUACUACUAAUUUUAACUGGAAUAAAAUAUUAAAUAUAUUAAUUGAGAAGCAUUCGAUGUUUUCUCAAAUUAUACGUAAUUAUAGUAUUAUAUACCUAGGCACACUGUUGUGUUUUAAUCAUGUUUUUGUAAUGUUUUUACAACCUUAAUUGUUAUUAAAAGUCGUGUAUUUCAUUUAAACUGUGAUGUGGUUAUAUGGUACAGGGUUGUUGUUAAAUAAAUAAUUUAUAAAUUAAA
Zerene cesonia (dogface butterfly) is the source of this 1602-nucleotide messenger RNA. RefSeq names its product alpha-tocopherol transfer protein. The record is from RefSeq and is a predicted model, not a curated record. The transcript is spliced from 6 exons. Gene Ontology annotation, cellular component: membrane. Gene Ontology annotation, molecular function: phosphatidylinositol bisphosphate binding. Bases 347 to 1270 code for a protein of 307 amino acids. NCBI's taxonomy places the organism in Eukaryota, Metazoa, Arthropoda, Insecta, Lepidoptera, Pieridae.